AUGCAGACCGACGCCGGCGAGUUCGUGGACCUGUACGUGCCAUGGAAAUGCUCCGCAAGCAACCACAUCAUUGUUAUCCAGAUGAACGUGGCCGAGGUUGACAGGGUCACAGGUCGGUUUAAUGGUCAGUUUAAAACCUACGCUAUCUGCGGCGCCAUUCGCAGGAUGGGCGAGUCAGAUGAUUCUAUUCUCUGA
Molecule: messenger RNA, 195 nt
Organism: Chionomys nivalis (European snow vole)
Lineage: Eukaryota; Metazoa; Chordata; Mammalia; Rodentia; Cricetidae
Product: 40S ribosomal protein S21-like
Exons: 1
Coding region: 1-195 (64 amino acids)
Biological process (GO): translation; endonucleolytic cleavage in ITS1 to separate SSU-rRNA from 5.8S rRNA and LSU-rRNA from tricistronic rRNA transcript (SSU-rRNA, 5.8S rRNA, LSU-rRNA); endonucleolytic cleavage to generate mature 3'-end of SSU-rRNA from (SSU-rRNA, 5.8S rRNA, LSU-rRNA)
Cellular component (GO): cytosolic small ribosomal subunit; ribosome
Molecular function (GO): structural constituent of ribosome
Source: RefSeq, a predicted model, not a curated record